Aethina tumida (small hive beetle) is the source of this 1524-nucleotide messenger RNA. RefSeq names its product Golgi reassembly-stacking protein 2 (gene Grasp65). The transcript is spliced from 3 exons. The coding region runs from base 75 to 1385 and encodes 436 amino acids. Gene Ontology annotation, cellular component: Golgi apparatus. Gene Ontology annotation, molecular function: protein binding. Gene Ontology annotation, biological process: Golgi organization. NCBI's taxonomy places the organism in Eukaryota, Metazoa, Arthropoda, Insecta, Coleoptera, Nitidulidae. The record is from RefSeq and is a predicted model, not a curated record.
ACGUCAAAACGUCAUUAAUUUUUGGUUAUGACAACACUACCCUGCCACGUACUUUUUAGAUGUAAAUCAUAAAUAUGGGAAACUCUGAAAGCGUGGAUAUUCCUGGGGGAGGUACAGAUGGAUACCAUGUACUCAGGGUACAAGAUAACUCUCCUGGUAGCAAAGCUGGUCUCCAAGCAUUCUUUGAUUUUAUCGUCGCUAUUAACGGCACUAGAUUAGACCGCGACGAUGAUACACUUAAACAAAUAUUAAAAAAUGGAAUUGGAAAGCCACUACCUCUGACUAUAUACAGUUGUAAGACACAAAGUGUUAGAAGUGUCACAAUAGAGCCAAGUGAUAGUUGGGGUGGCCAAGGCUUACUAGGAAUUAGCAUUAGAUUUUGUUCUUUUGAAGUUGCCAAGGAAAAUGUAUGGCACAUUUUGGAAGUCAUACCAAAUUCACCAGCUGACUUAGCUGGCUUACGAGCCUUCUCUGAUUACAUAAUUGGAGCUGAUUCUAUUCUGCAUGAGGCUGAGGAUUUGUUCAACCUUCUGGAGAAUCAUGAGGGGGUCAGUUUAAAGCUGUAUGUUUACAAUUCUGAUGAUGAUUCAUGCAGAGAAGUAUCAAUAACACCCAAUGCACAAUGGGGUGGUGAAGGAUCUGUAGGUUGCGGCAUUGGAUAUGGAUAUUUACAUCGAAUCCCAGUUAGGAAUCCCAAUGCAAACAAACCUCCACCUACUACUAACAUAAUACCAAACAUCCCUAGUACUGUCACUCCAUUAAUUACUCCAACAACUGUGACAGUCCCAAAUAUCCCAAGUACCACUUUUAAUGCUCCGUCAGUUCCUUCUACUACCGAGAUUUCAAGUGUUGGUGCCACUCUUAGUGAAGAUGUCAAGCCUGAUGUUAACAAUUUAAUAAAAAGUACAUCUGAAUUGACAAUUCAACCUAGCGUACCCCAAACUGUUCCCACUACAGUUAUCCAGGAUCCCAUCUUCUCCACCCCAGUUACAGUCGCAACCACUGCAAGCGUCCAAGACGCACAACCCAAUUCCGUGCUGUACACCAACAUCCCACCACCCACUUCAAUACCCCAGUUCUACAAUGUCCAACAGCAAAACAACGUCGUCCAACCAGUUCCAAUGUACCCGCCGCAAACAGGCGCGUACCCGAUAGGUACCUCGAACUUCGCAGCCUACAGCUACCCCCAACCGAUGUACACACAAGUGCCAGUCAGUUUCGAAUCGCAGCCGCCUGCGCUGCAGAAUUUGUCGUACGCACCGGCCGUCGCGCCGCCGGUUUCGAUACCGGACAACACGGUACCGCAGACGCCGUUGAUCUUUGAUCCGACUAUUGCUGCCAGAUCUGCACAACAAUUGCUCAGCGGCAACAAUCCACCGAGUUAAACUGGAUGGUGUAGGUGGGCGUGUGCAUUAUGACUAGUUAAUACGUUUUUUAUUGAGGUUCUAAAACUUCUUUAAUGUUUGUGUAAUUUUUAAAUUUAAAUAUUUCUAUAUAAUUAAAACAAUAAAGUGUAAUUUAAAC